Molecule: messenger RNA, 2228 nt
Organism: Paramecium sonneborni
Lineage: Eukaryota; Ciliophora; Oligohymenophorea; Peniculida; Parameciidae
Source: the annotation of a GenBank genome assembly
AUGGAUUAAUUUGCUAUAGGCCUCUUUCCUCUUGUUUAUGCUGGUUAUGCAUAAAUGAAAAUCAAAGGUUACAAAUAAGUAAAAAAUAAACCAGAAACUAUUGCAUUAAAAGUUAAAAUUGGAUUUCAACUUUAAAUUGCCAUUAUGCAAAUAAUUGAAUUAAUUGUUGCACUAUUCAAUAAAGAUUUACUAUCUGCUUUGUGUUGUCUCUUCUUAAUUAUUGGAUUGUUUUACUCUUUUGGAAUCACAGUUAUCUUUCAUAAUGAACCACUCUUAAACUUUUUGCCUUUCAUUUUUCUAUUCAAUUUAAUUUGCAAUGAAACUAUUCUCAAACUAUUCGAUCUCUUAAGUUUAGUUUUAUCAUCUCUGUUAGUGAUCUACUAAAGAGAAAGAGGUGAUGAUCCAUUAGAAUAUAGUAAUCAUAUUUAUAAUUGCAUAUUAUAGAUCCUUUUUGUGAAUUAUUUGAACAAUAAGAUAGUUUUAUUGCAUAACAUUUGAUCUUAUUGAAAUUUUAACCAAAUACCUAUUAAGAAGAAAUUGAAUUACAUGAACUAAAUGAAUCAACUACUAAUGCUCCUCUACUUGUAAAUUAAUAAAUCUAAAAUCCUUAAUAACAACAUCCCACUUCUUAAGUUGCUUAAUUCUUAAUCAAUUAAACCAGACAGUCCAAUAAAUUAGAUAUUAAACAUUCUGAACCUGCUAUUAUCGAUAUUGUAUUCUCUAAGGAUGAUGAAGAUAUUUGGGAUAAAAAAAUUGAAGUUGUCGAUUCACCAUUAUUUUAGAACAAAAGAAAAGUACGAUACUCCUAAGUUAUUAUUGAAGAAAAUUCUUAAUCUGAAGAAAUCUCUUAUCCCUCAUCUAAAGAAGAAAUACCUAAACCUAUUAUUAUUAAUCAACCCUCUGAUAAACGAUCUCUAUCUCAAAAAGAAAUUAAAUAAGAACUAUAUUAUUAAUAAAUAGAAGACUAAUCAUAAAUUAUUCAUUCUGAUAAUGAAAUGGAUAAAACAAAUAAAGCAGAAAUUACAAAUAUAUAAUAGGAUAAGUUAGAAGAAUUGAAACUUUAUGAUCAUCAAUCAUCUAAUGAAGUUUAAACUGAAAAUUAACAAUAAAAUGUAAUAAAAAUAGUUGACAUUGAUAAAUUAGGAGGAGCUGAAAGUCCAAUAAAAUAUGAACCAAUACCCCAAAGCUAAUAACCAUUUCCUUAUGUAGAUGAUAAUGAAUAUCCAGAUAAGCUUAUUGUAAUACCUCAACAAAUUCAAUAGGAGUUAAAUAAGAAAAAAUAGGAAAAGAAAAAGAAAUAAAAGGAUGAAGGUUUAAUUGCUAAAAGAAAUAGAAUGAUGAAAAGAAUUAAAAGCUUUGAAGAGUUUUAAGAUAAAAACGAUGAUAAUAAAUCCUAAAAUAGUGACUUGCAUGAUGAUAAAAAAAGUGAUUAUGAAAGAUACAAAGAGGAAGUUUGCUCUGCAAAUUUAUCUGAAGAUGAAAGUGAGAGUGGAGUAUAUGUAUAAUAGAAAAUGGAAAAGGUUAAAUUCGUAGUUGGUUAAUAAGUUUUAAAAAAAGUAAUAAAAUAUCAACAUAUUUCUUUGAUUCCAAUAACAAUUAAAGUGAAGAAUAGUGAAUGGGUUUAAAAUUGUUAAUAUGGAGAACUAUAUUAAUUAGCAAAUGGACAUCUACCGAAGCCAUCAUUUAGUGAGGCAGAAAUUGAAAAGAAAUUGUUUUAUAUUCAACAGUGGUUGGAUGGAAUGAGUUAAAAUCCUAUUUUGAUGAGAAUGGAAAUACUAGAAUAUUUUAAUGUGCCUGAAUCAAUCAUAAAUAAAUAUGGAUUAGUUAAAAAGAUUGAAGAAGAGACUAGAGUUUAAAGACAUAGCAAUAAGUUCAUGAAUUCAUCGUAAAAGGAAUAUUUCUUAUAGAUAAAAUAAAUUAAGGUGGAUUGCUAUAAUUCAGAGGCAUCUUAAGCUUAUGCAGGAAUAAUUUAUUAUAGUUUAAGAUUUACAAUUUAGACUGAAAAAAGAUAGUUUAUUUCAGAAUGCUAGAAAACAAUAGAAGAGAUAAAAGAGGCUACAAGAAUUAUUUAACAAGAAAGAAAUCUGAGGGUUUCCCUUUAAGAUCAUGAAACAGUGAAAAAAUAAAUGAAAGCAAUAGAUUAAUUUUUAUAAGAAUUAUUCAGUCAUCAAUUUUAUUAUUGUGAUCAAUUAUUUGAAUAAUUUGGAUUAUUAUCCCAAAUAAAAUGA